CGCCCACGUGGCUUUCGUGGCAGCCAAUCGCGACGCUCACGGCGGAGCCACGAGCCAAUCAGCAGGCGCGUCGUGGGCGGAGACUUCGCGCGCAAAGUUUUCCCGCCAAAUUCGCGGUGACGGCGGCGGUGGCGGCCGCAGCAGCAGCAGCAAGCAGCAGCCUCCGUAGAACGUUGUCGUUUAUAAACAUCGCAACAUUUCACAUUUACGCGUACACGAGCCUCGUAAGAGGAAAGCAACUCUCUCGCCAUGGCCGAAUGGGACGACUUCGACGGGUUCGAGGACGAGUUCGCGGACGAGUUGGAAGUGUUGAUGGAGCGCGACCACGAGUCGAACCGAAAAAAGGAAGAGCCUCGGGUCGCCCGUCGCAAUGUGCAGCCCACGUCCUUCGAGGAGGCCCUCCAGUCGGGGGACGUCGGGGCCUCCACGAAUCCCCCCGGAUCCAGAGAGAUCCACCCCAGCAAGAGGGACGCAGAAGACAUGCUGGCGAGCGCGGUCAGAGCCCCUACCACGCCCAAGCGCAAGAGGCCCCGACUGGAUGCCAUCAAGCGGCUGGAAUUUACGGCCGAUCUCCUGCCCAAACCUGCGCCCACCGAACCAGUGGCCUCCCAACCCGGGGAUGAGUCAAGCGGGAGCAACGACAACGACCUCAGCGGCUUCCACGACCUCGACGCCUCCCCACCCGACGUACUGGCAGAUAGACGCGGCGGCCAACCCAAGCAGGCGUUAUCGAUCGCCUCCGCGGACGCCAUGGCGACCGCCGCGGUGGCUGCUGACGUGGCGAGGAAGCGGGUCCUGAAGCGGCCGCCUGUGACGGACGACUUUGUGAACGUGACGGUGCCGGGUGGCGACCGCUACUACUUGGCGCUGGGUGCGGACAGCAGCAGCCACGCUGCUCCCAUGAAUCCAGACUUGAGCUUCCGGAGCCAAAUGUCGCUGCAGCUUUUGAGCGUGCCGUUCGCGAUGCUCAAAGACCAAGUAGUUAGGGAGAGGCACGCGAAGGUUCUGGAAGAGGCUGAGAGAUUCGUCACUUUGCUUAACAGCCGAGUGGCUCAGGAGAUCGAGGACUCGGAGGAGUUGGGUGGUGAGGGCGGUGGCGGUGAUGAUGAUGGAGGCGGAGACGAGGUGGAUGGUGACGAUGGGACAAAGAGCAAGGGGCUCUGGGUCGAUCGUUUCACCCCACGGCACUACACGGAGCUGCUCAGCGACGAUUACAUGAACCGCUGCCUCCUCAAGUGGCUCAAGCUGUGGGACAUGGUCGUGUUCGGCCGCGAGAGGAAGAAGAAGCCACCGCUCGUGACGGCAAACGAGGAGCAGCUGCAGGAGCAGCAGCAACAUAAGAAACAGGGCGACAGCAGGCAGCAGUGGGGGCAGAAAAAAAAGAAGGGCGAGUGGCUGCCGAGGGAUGAGUGGGAGAAGAAACAGGGCUGGACUCGCAAGGGUGGCGGCACCAACAAGAACUGGAAGAGCAAAGCUCAGAUCACGGAGGACAUCCUGGAGGAUGAGCUGGAUGCACACAACCGUCCCAAGUACAAGGUGGUGCUGCUGUGUGGGCCUCCCGGACUGGGUAAGACAACGCUGGCGCACGUGGUGGCGCAUCACGCCGGCUACAACGUCGUGGAAAUGAACGCCAGCGACGACCGGAGCCCCGAGGUGUUCCGCACGCGCAUUGAGGCGGCCACGCAGAUGAAGUCGGUGCUGGGUGCGAGUGAGCGGCCUAACUGCCUCGUCAUCGACGAGGUGGACGGGGCGCCCUUGGCGGCCAUCACCACCCUCCUGACCCUCGUGAACCGGAAGGACACCAAGGAGACCGGUGGGGCAGCACCAGGGGGCCGACGGCGCAAGAAAGAUGGAGGCCUCUUGCUCAGGCCCAUAAUCUGCAUCUGCAACGAUCUGUAUACUCCUGCAUUGAGGCCGCUCAGGCAGCAGGCGUUCACGCUCGCCUUCCCGCCCACCAUGCCAUCGCGACUCGCACAGAGACUCCUCGAGAUCUCGACCCUACAGGGCCUCCACGUGGACAUGGGCGUGCUCCUGGCUCUCUGUGAGAAAACCGAGAACGACAUCCGCUCAUGCAUCAACACCCUGCAGUUCCUGCAGGGCCGGGGACAGAGUGAGCUGAACAUCCACACGGUACAGUCCCUGAGCAUCGGCCUCAAAGAUCAGACCAAGGGGCUCUUCCCAGUGUGGAAAGAGAUCUUCCGGCUGCCUCGGCCACAGCGAAAGCGGGUGAGUCGCGACGCUGCCGGUGAGCUGUUCCCCACGGCGCCCUGGGAGGUCGGCGUGGGCCCCACAGAGGGGCGCGCCACGAUGAGCACGGGCGCCGCCCGAUUCCACAGCUUGCUUCACCUCGUCUCCGCCAACGGAGAGUACGAGAAGCUGACGCAGGGCCUGUUUGAGAACUACCUGGCCGCGCGCGUCAAGGAUCCCCGCAUGGAGCUCGUGUGCCUGGGCACCGAGUGGCUCUGCUUCCAGGACCUGGCAAGCUGCUCCAUCGCCCGUGGCCAGAACUACGUGCUUAUGCGCUACCUGCCCUUCGUGGCCGUCGCAUUCCACUUCCUGUUUUCCUCCAACUCGCCGCCACGCCUCAACUACCCCAACAGCAACUUCGAGAUGCAGAGCAAGCUGGCGCAGUCGCAGAACCUGGUGACGAGCAUGAUCGGGGAGGCGUCGGCACACAUCAGAACCCACGUGCCAGCCCUCGCCCUCAUUCUCGACUCCCUCUGCCUCAUCCUCGACAUCGUCUCGCCCAAAAUGCGGCCCGUGAACACGCAGCUGUACAGUGCUCGGGAGAAGCAGCAGCUGUCCGAGUUGGUGGCCACCAUGCUCGCAUACAACCUCACCUACCGGCAGGAGCGCACGCAGGACGGACAAUACACCUACCUGCUCGACCCCAACAUGGAGGCGGUGGCACGCUACCCGAGCCUGCCCCAGCGCAAGCAGCUGUCAUACCAGAUGCGGCAGCUGAUAGCGCGCGAGGUGGAGUUGGAGCGGAUGCGGCGCACAGAGGCCGCGGCGAUCGCACGCAACUCGACUGAGCGCCGGGACGGGACCGGUGCAGCAGGCGCCGCCAGGGCACAGACAGCGGGACCCAAGAACCACCAGAAGCGCUUGGAGCACUCGCUUCGCAGUAUCGUCGUCAACGACAAGUUGGCGCCGCCCGAGACAGAUUUCUUCGGCCGCCCUGUGGUACGACGGGAGCCAGUGCUGGCAGUUUCAGUGGACGGCGUGCCGGAGCCAGAGUCCAUCGAGCGGCGCAUUGGGAGGGCGGUGGGCGCCAGUGAUGUGUGGUUCCGCUUCAACGAGGGCUUCUCCAACGCCGUGCGCCGCAACCUGCACGUGAAGGACCUCCUGUGAACGUUUUGCCUAUCGGAGGCGUCGCCGGCCGUGUUUCUCCAGGACUCGGUGAAGACUUGAACAACCGAUGAGCACCGUUUGACGUGGAACUCGUAAAAUAUCAUCACCUUCGUAACACGACGAGGACCGAUCCGUGCGCGCAUCUCAUCUUGUUCUCCAAAGGUCGAAGCAAACGAUGCCCGGAUGAAAGUGCUCUGCGUUACCGUGUGGGAACGAGAUGUGAACUUUUUAUUUGGAAAGAGAACGUAUGCAAUACAAC
This is a messenger RNA of Lethenteron reissneri (Far Eastern brook lamprey), 3613 nucleotides long. Its product is annotated as chromosome transmission fidelity protein 18 homolog. NCBI's taxonomy places the organism in Eukaryota, Metazoa, Chordata, Hyperoartia, Petromyzontiformes, Petromyzontidae. Gene Ontology annotation, molecular function: ATP binding; ATP hydrolysis activity. The record is from RefSeq and is a predicted model, not a curated record.